CGAGCAACCGGAGGACGCUGGCGGCGCUGGCUGCUGCUCACCAGCCGUUGGGAGGUUUCUGCCUGCCACCCUUCAAACAGGAGUCCGUUACUCUUCUCCCUUCCUGUGGGUGGUCAACAGCCUCUCUGGGACACAGACCAAGUUUGAUGCGUGAUACCGUGUCCUCACCCCACGCCCAGACCCAGGGAGGUAUCAGCUGCAACUCCCAGGUUUUCCCAAAUGACAUUGUUUCUCUAAUGCUGUCACUGUGUUUUCCUUGCAGAGAUAAAAUCCCAGGAAAAGUCUGUGACAGCAGCAGCAGAGGGACCUCGAUGGUCUUUGGCUGUCGCCUCGUGUAGGAGAUGUAGUGCCCUUUCUAGACUUCACUCAACUCACAAGUCAGCAACUUCAAAGCACUCAACUCACUGGAGCCAUGGCAACAGGGGAUCCAGAUGUGUUCCCAUCUCAGGAUGUGAAACAAAGCACCAAGCCCUUGCUGAAGGGCACAGCAACUCCAAAGAAAGCAAAGAUCACAUUCGAUGUCAUGAAGAUGUUAGACCCACAUCAGCUGAAACCUGAUAGCACGGAGACAGAAAGAAUCAUGAAUGUCUUGGAUGAGACAGCUGCCAAGCUGGAGAUGAGCAGUUUGAUCCCACAUGUGGUUGACUCUCUGGAUAGGUUUGCUGAUAUGCUGGGUCCUGAGAUCACAAAGAACCUGCUGGAGCUGCGAAAGCUUUCGAUGGAAAUGGAGUGCCUGCUUGCCAGCUCUGGGGAAGAGACCACCACGAGAGCUGAGGAGCAACGGGGCCACCUCUGCUUUCUAGAGCAACGUCUGAAAUGUUCUGUUAGAAACGUCCUGAGACUCUUCCUGGCCAACCCUUCACUUCCCCAGGCUCUGAAACCCAAAGCUGGGGCGGGAGAGUCACCAGCUGAAGGGUUUGUCAAAGCCUUCGGGGUGUUCAGGAAUUUCAUGCUGGAGAGACUCCUGACUAGUCCCAUGGAAGAGAAAGGAAAGAUCCAGUUCGUGGAAGACAUCUCCCUCCAGAUUAAGCAGCACGCUGAAGCAAUCACAGCCCUGCAGGCAAAGCUGGCAGCAGCAAUCCAGGCUCGAGAGGACGAGAUUCACAAGAAGGACAAUAUGAUUGAAGACCUCAAAACCAGAAUUCAAGAUGUGGCCAAAGACUCCAAGAUCAGCUUCCAGAAGAUCAAGGAGGAAGGAGAAAACCAGCAGAGAGUGGAGCUGCAAGCCUCCCAGAGCAGGUGUGCUGGGCUGCAGCAGGACAUUGAGCAGCUACAAACACAACUCACUGCACUCGUGGUGGAGCACCGAGCAUCUGAGCUGGCUCUCAGGAAGAGGAAGUGCAGGUUGGAGAUGGAAAUUUGGAACUGGGUCCAGAAAUACGACACAGACAUGGCAGAAAAACAGGCUGAGUACGAGGAGGUUGAUGCUGCCUAUGUGGAGGAGAAGGCCCAGCUGGCCCUGCUGACACAGAAACACGCUCUGCUUCUCCAGGAGUAUACCCAGAUCGAGGAGGAACGCAAGAUGCUUCAGGAGAAGGAGGAGGAGGCUUUGAAGGAGCUGAACACCAAGAACCGUGCUGCUGCCCGCAUCCAGGCCCUCUGGAAAGGCUACCUGGUCCGGUGCCUCUACAAGCCAAGAAGGAAGAAGGGCAAGGGCAAGGGCAAGGGCAAGAAGGGCAAGAAAUAAAGCACAAAAUCUGUUCUUCUUCCUCCUGGCAAAGCUGCUGCCUCUGCUGGGACUGAGCUCCUCCAGGCAAAGCAAGAGAUUUGAGAGAGCAGCUCCAUUAAGGCCUCUAGGGCUGGGGCUGCCUCUCAUAGCUGGAGCAUCCCGGAGCAGUGGCAUGAAGACAUGUCUCACCACUUGAGGUUUGGCUUUGCUGCCUCUGCAGGGAGCAGGAUGUCUCCUGAUGGAGGGACUGGGCUGGGAGUGCAGGUUCCUGGCUUGUAACCUUCGCUUCAGCCUCCCUGCUUAUCCCUUGCUUGUGUUCUCAGUGAAGGUGGCAAUGAAGUCAUCCCUGGGGGCAGGAUGAGACCCUUCAUCUGGCAGGGUUUCUGCUCUGUGGGUCUGAGAGGCCAUGUCUCUUUCUCCAGGAGGAAGCUGCAGGACGUGGCUCAUCAGGGGCAGAAGUGACACAAGUGCUGACUGGGCAGUUGCAGCUGAGGGCAGGGGCCAGCAGAAGGUGGGAUGUGGCACAGCCCAGCUCCUGUCCUGCUCCCAAUCCAAGCGUCUCCCUAAGACAAGAGGCAAACUGUGCCUGUUGAGUGCAGAUCCCUGCUCCGGCAGCGCACUCUCCACUGGAUUCCGCAGUGUCUGAUCCCAAGAGCACGCUGCAGCCUCUCCCUUUCCCGGGGCAUGACUCAAGUGCUUUCACUCCCUUCCUCUCCCAUCUAUGCAGCAGCUUCACAGCCCAGAGCCCUUCACCCCUCUGCUCUCUGGACUGAAAGGGGGCAAG
Messenger RNA from Strigops habroptila (Kakapo), 2453 nucleotides. RefSeq names its product IQ motif containing D (gene DRC10). The transcript has 5 exons. NCBI's taxonomy places the organism in Eukaryota, Metazoa, Chordata, Aves, Psittaciformes, Psittacidae. The coding region runs from base 413 to 1687 and encodes 424 amino acids. The record is from RefSeq and is a predicted model, not a curated record. Gene Ontology annotation, molecular function: protein binding.